Condylura cristata (star-nosed mole) is the source of this 1159-nucleotide messenger RNA. It is a transcript of the gene BCCIP, whose product is annotated as BRCA2 and CDKN1A interacting protein. Bases 1 to 942 code for a protein of 313 amino acids. Lineage: Eukaryota; Metazoa; Chordata; Mammalia; Eulipotyphla; Talpidae. The transcript is spliced from 8 exons. The record is from RefSeq and is a predicted model, not a curated record. Gene Ontology annotation, cellular component: nucleus.
AUGACGUGCCUGACCGUGGGUGACGCGCUCCUCCUGGGUGGCUUGGUCAUGGGGUCUGCUGAGAUGGGCGCGGCCUCAGAGCCGGGGGAGAACCAGAGCGAGUCCAGCGUCAGUGUGGACAGCUCUCCUCGCUCAGGAACCCCGACACCGACUGUUUACCUGCAGGAGGUGAACGUCGACUUCGAAGCCUACGCCAUCUCGGCUAACGAUCGCGACGGAAUCAGGAAGCUGCUGCAGCAGCUUUUCCUCAAGGCUCCUGUGAACACGGCCGAACUGGCAGAGCUCUUAAUUCAGCAGAACCACGUUGGGAGCGUGAUCAAGCAAGCGAAUGCUUCAGAAGACAGCGGUGAUGAGACAGAUGAAGACGAGGUUUUUGGCUUUAUUAGUCUCUUCAACUUAACUGAGAGAAAGGGUACCCAGUGCGCGGAGCAGAUCAAAGAGUUGAUUCUGAGCUGCUGUGAGAAGAACUGUGGGAAGAGCGUGGUUGAGCAGCUGGACCAGCUCUUGAGCGACGCCGCCAAGCCCGUGGGCUUCCUGCUGAGCGAGCGCCUCAUCAACGUGCCCCCGCAGGUUGCCCUGCCCAUGCACCAGCAGCUGCAGAAAGAACUGGCUGAGGCGCAGAAGACCAACAGGCCCUGCGGCAGGUGCGCCUUCUACCUGCUGAUCAGCAAGACCUUUGUGGAAGCGGGAAAACACUCCGGCAAGAAGGGGCUCCCCCAGCACGGAGGCGGGCUGCUGUUCGCGAACGCAGAGGAGGAAUUCUUCUACGAGAAGGCGGCCCUGCAGUUCAGCUACUCGGUGCAGGACGAGAGCGACACACGCCUGGGAGGCGGGUGGGCCUUCGACGACGUGCCGAUGAAGCCCCUGCGGACGGUGAUGCUGGUCCCCAGCGACAGGAUGGACGCGGUCAUGGAGAAGCUGAGGGAUUACCUGUCGGUCUGACCGCUGCCCCGGCGCGGGCUUGUGUUUGCGAAGUGACCAGAAAACCGAAGCUUUUACUGGAAAACUCAUGGCUUUAUUCAGAUUAAGGUCCUCUACAAAACGUAGGGUCUGUCACCUGUGUCUGUGACACGUUACAAAAUACUUUCAUUUGUUCAAAUUAUGAAUGUUUGAUUAAAAACUCUUCAAUAAAAAGAAAAACAUGAACAGUAAUGUAAAG